This is a messenger RNA of Dama dama (fallow deer), 1345 nucleotides long. RefSeq names its product NFAT activating protein with ITAM motif 1 (gene NFAM1). Bases 39 to 839 code for a protein of 266 amino acids. The transcript has 7 exons. The record is from RefSeq and is a predicted model, not a curated record. Gene Ontology annotation, molecular function: transmembrane signaling receptor activity. Gene Ontology annotation, cellular component: membrane raft. Gene Ontology annotation, biological process: regulation of B cell differentiation; positive regulation of cytokine production; B cell receptor signaling pathway. Lineage: Eukaryota; Metazoa; Chordata; Mammalia; Artiodactyla; Cervidae.
CUGUCCCCGCCCGCCUCCUAAAGAGGAAGGAGGCCCCGAUGGAGAGCUGGUCUCCGCGGCGGCGGGCCCGGCGGGGCCCCCUCCCGGCCCCCGGGCUGCUGGGCUUGAUCCUGCUCCCCUGGACCCUGCCGCUGGCAGGCGCAGAAGAGCGGUCCGUGACCCACACCGGCCUCCCCAUUCUGGUCUCUCUGGCCAACAAGGCCGUCUCCUUCCACUGCAGCAUCACCUACCCCUACACCCCCGAGUUCAAGAACUUCACAGUCAGAUACUUCCACGUGGACCUCCAGGGCCGGACCAGCUCUGAGGAGAAGAUCAGCUGCCAACCUGGCACGGGCAGUGAGAACCAGACCCACACCACUGUCUGUCCCAUCACCCUCAAGCCGCCUAACGCGUCUGCCACCGGUACCUACUACUGCUCCGUGCUCUGGCCGGACUCCAAGAUGAUGGGCGAGGGCACCUUCAUCCUGGUCAGAGACACAGGAUACCAGGAGCCCCCCCGGGGCCCCCGGAAGCUCCUGCUCUCCUGCUUCGUCGGCAUCCUGGCCGUCCUGAGCAUCCUGGCCACGGCCCUGCUUCUCUGGAAGAAGCCGGGGCCCCUGUCUCCCUGCAGCACCCGCCUCCCCAGAACCAGGCCCUGUGUGGAGGGCAGGGUGCCUCGAUGGAAUCGUUAUCGUUUCCGGUAUCCCCGAGCAGGGACAGAUGCAGGCUCUGUGGAAGCAUGUUGCCAAGAAGUGCCCGGGCCCCACUGCCACCAGCAGCCCAAGGCAGCCUCCAUCGGAAUCCGUCUACACGGAUCUACAGCACCGCGAGUCCGAGGUCUACGACUGCAUCCAGAAUGAAGCCGGCAGCCCGCCCGCCUCCCAGGGCCUGCUCUCCCAGGAGAAACAGCGAAAAUUUGAGGGUGACGGUGAAUUUAACCUGGUCUAUGAAAAUCUCUAGGAUGAGCUCUGCCUGCCCGUGGGUCUUGCCCUGGAUCAGAGGCCCUGGGGCAGCCUCUCCCUCCCAAGAACUUGAUCUAUCCGGAAGUGAGGCUCCAGGGCUUCCCAUCACCUCGCCCCCACAUUUAAGAGGCUGUCCCCCACCCUGUUUCACAGCCCAGUCACACCCCUCAAGCAUGCCAUGUCUCCUGGCUUUAGUCCAAGCUGUUCCCUCUGCAGGUGGGCACUCCCUCCGUCUCCAAGGGCUCUCUUGGACACCUCCCAUCCCUGGGGCCCUCCUCACCCUGUAGGGAUGCACGGGCUCUCUUGUACCAGCCUGAACCGCCAGGAGGUUCCAAAGGGGACACUUGUCAAUACUGUGUGCACACACGUUGCCAAGUAGAUGAAUAAAAGAGCAACUAUACAAA